AUGCUCAAUCCGAGGACCUUUGUUUUUUCGGGGCCUCCUCCCGAUGAGCCGCAGCAACAACAACACUCAACGGCUUCUUCUUCUUCUCGGAGAAGAGCAGGAGGACAAGCAGUAGUGCAUGACCAACCGACGCAGCCCGGAUCUUUGCAUCAUCAUCAUGCUCAACAGAAUGACAUGAAGUAUCAAAUCAUGCAUCAUUCUCGGGAGGAAUUGUGUUUAUUGGAACAACAACAUUCCAGAUCAUCAUUGGACGAUUCUAGAAUUCUUCAUCAGAGGAGAAUGGAUCAAACUACCGUGUUGAAUCAUAGUAGUACGAGUUCUAAUGCAAAUUAUUUGAAUGAUACAAGUUUUGGAAGUAACGGAUUUUCAUCAGCGGGAGCUGGAGGAAAUACUUUUCAACAACGACAGCCAAUAGUUUAUGAACAACAAGUCGUUGGUUAUGUUUCACGGAGUAGUAGUGUGGUUGGAAUUUCACCUUCCACGAGUGGUGGUGGACAUUAUUCAGCAAACAGUUCUUCUUCUGCAUUUAAACCUACUGUUAAAAGUGCAUUCAUGUCGUCACAAUUUUCGAGUGGAAAAAGUUCAAAUGAUUUACCAACUUGUUUAGAAAUUCCUAAAGUAUUAUUAAAUCCAGUUACAAAACAGAGGCCCUAUAGCCUUUUACAAAUGGUCACAGUCGGCUACAAGACUGUCACAACAAAUAUUCGGCAAAAAAUUAAUUAUGGAGCAAGUCAUUCAUUACAUGACGGUCGUCGAGCAUCAAUGAAUGCAAGUUCGAGUGGCUCGACUAUUGCCACAGAUUUUCCUGUUGGAUAUUUUACAGACAAUGACUUGGAGGGCUCUGUGCUUUUACCGCAACACAAGCACAUUCGAAUGUGGCCUCUGCUCUUCCGAAGAUUUAAAUUUGUGUCUCUACUAGGUGAAGGACGAUUUUCUAAAGUUGUUCUUUGUGAAGAUUUGUUUAUUCCCAACAGAAAAGUUGCAAUCAAAGUAAUGAAUCAAAAAGCCAACGAGAUUGGAAUUCAAGAAUCAUUACAUUACUACAAAAUGCAACAACUCGGAAGUUCAAAAUCGAUAUCCAAGUUAUACUUGACAUUCUUUUUCUAUGGACAUUUUUGUUUAGUUUUUGAACUUUUGGGAGAAAAUUUACUCAUGUACAUUCAACGAUUUCAAUCAUACACCAUGCCAAUGACCACACUUAAAAAGCUAGCAGUACAACUAAUGACAGGAUUAGCAUUUAUGCGAGAUCACAAUAUUAUUCAUGCUGACCUUAAACCUGAGAAUAUAUUAAUGGGAAAUGAAUCUAAGAACUCUCUAAGAAUUUCUGACUUUGGAAAUGCUCUGGAUUUUUGUGAUCAACAAUUAAUAGAAUCCAACAAGGGACAUCAAAUUCAAACAUUACUCUAUAGAGCUCCUGAAAUAUUACUAGGAUUGAAUUCAUUCGACUUUCAAAUUGAUGUUUGGUCUGUUGGAUGUAUACUCAUUGAAUGCUACACUGGAAAUCCAGCAUUUAACUGUUCCUCACCUGAAGAACUUUUUCGACAAAUGGUCUCUCUUCUAGGACCUGUACCAUAUUCUUCCUCUAAUUUAUUGAAACAACAUUUUGAUCUUUCCAACACACAAACUUAUAAUUUUGCAAAAAAACAGCACAAAAUCUGCAAAUAUUUGAGAUUGAAAAAGAACAAUGAUUUUGCUUCCUUUUUAGUUGGUUUGUUAGAAUAUGAUCCAACGAAAAGAAUGACACCACUGCAAGCAUUGUCACAUCCUUUCCUUCAAUCACUCUUUCCAUUUUCUUCCAUUGUAAAUAGUUUGACACAACAUGUCAUUUCUUCGUUGAAAUAUAAUGAGUUGAAACAAGAGAAUGAACAACACAAACAAACGAUCGAUCAAUUAUUAAGUCAAAUUCAAGAAUUGAAACAGAUGAGUAGAAAACGACAUGAAAAUCCUUCUUCAUCGGCCGAUGUGUCUCCUCUUGUGCAGCAUGGUCAUGGGCAAACGGUAAUGGCAACUACUGGAGCUAAUCAUCAUUCCUUUCAUAAUCAUCAACAAUCUCCACGCACUCCUUCGUCAGCAAUCACAGCACGACAUGCUUCUUCAUUCAAUUCUCCCAUAACAACCAUGAGUUCAAACACUGCUAGUUCUGCAACGCCUUCAACAACAGCCACGGUCGGUAUUGUGCCAUCAACAACAAUGUUGACAAGGAGCAACUCAUUAUCAUCAACUAGUCAUACUGAACCACCUAGUAAGAAGACAAAAACAGAAAGCACUACCCAAUCAAUGGGUACAUCAGUCAGCAACAACUCGGCAUUCGCAACUGCCGUUCAGCAUAACAAAACGAAUCAUGUUAUUCAGGCACCUCCAAAAUCCACACGAUUGAGCUGUGAGAAGUGUGACAGCACCUUUUGUGAAUUUUCUGAACACUCGAAUUCUCAAUAUGUUGUGAAAUGUAAGAAAUGCAAACAUAUAUUUAUUAGAAACAAAAAAUAA
Naegleria lovaniensis is the source of this 2487-nucleotide messenger RNA. RefSeq lists its product as uncharacterized. The transcript has a single exon. The record is from RefSeq and is a predicted model, not a curated record. NCBI's taxonomy places the organism in Eukaryota, Heterolobosea, Eutetramitea, Acrasida, Naegleriidae. Gene Ontology annotation, biological process: peptidyl-serine phosphorylation; peptidyl-threonine phosphorylation. The coding region runs from base 1 to 2487 and encodes 828 amino acids. Gene Ontology annotation, molecular function: ATP binding; protein serine/threonine kinase activity.